Molecule: messenger RNA, 2287 nt
Organism: Rubroshorea leprosula
Lineage: Eukaryota; Viridiplantae; Streptophyta; Magnoliopsida; Malvales; Dipterocarpaceae
Source: the annotation of a GenBank genome assembly
CCUAUCCACCAAGGCCCGAGGCACAGCCACGUGCAGCUCCUCCUCGAUCCAAUUCCCUUCUCAUACCCAACGUAGCCGGCGGCCCUGCCCACCCUGUUCUGCACUGCGGACGUUAGAAGGGCACCCUGUGAACCUCGAAAUCGAAAACCCUAAUGCAUUUCUGAGCUCUGUUGAUUGAAUUUGUUGUUUAUUUCUGGUUUUUGAUCUCAUCAUUUUGGUGGAUUGAUUCGGUGAAGAUGAUGGGCUCUGAGAACCAGGGCUUCCAAGAAGCUCACCUCUUCGCCACACGGGAAGAGAUGGAAAGUCUCGUUCUCGACGACCCGUCGGAUCACGGCGGCAACAACGGUAAAAGCGUCUCUUACUCAAAUUACCGCAGUGCUGCGUCUUCACUUGCUAGCACCACGCACCAUACGCUUUCUCCGCCGAUCAUCGUCACGCCUGCCGAUUCCGAUCCCCUCCUUGUGCCCCCGCCUUACCGCAGCAGUAACUCGAAUGAUAGCCACUCUUACAUCGAGCCUCCGUCUUAUGCGGACGUCAUCUUCAGCCCCUUUGACGAGAGUUCCGUCAGUGAAUUCAACGGCGGCGUCGACUCCAACACCAACUCUCAGAAUUCCGAUUCGUUCUUGGUGCUUUCCCGAUCGCCUUCAUCCACUUCCGAUUAUAUCAAAAUUACGGUCUCAAAUCCGCAGAAAGAACAAGACACUGCUAAUUCGCUGGUGCCUGGAGGUAACACUUUCGUCACUUAUUUGAUUACCACAAGAACCAACAUUCCGGACCAUGGAGGAUCGGAAUUCAGUGUGAGGAGGAGGUUUAAGGAUGUUGUGACAUUAGCAGAUCGGCUAGCAGAAGCUUACAGAGGGUUUUUUAUACCGCCCAGACCUGAUAAAAAUGUAGUCGAAUCUCAGGUGAUGCAGAAGCAAGAAUUCGUAGAGCAGAGGAGGGUUGCAUUGGAGAAAUACUUGAGGAGACUGGCGGCACAUCCUGUGAUUAGGCUGAGCGAUGAGCUGAAGGCGUUCCUGCAGGUGGAAGGAAAGUUGCCGCUGCCCACUAGCACUGAUGUGGCCUCUAGGAUGCUUGAUGGCGCAGUGAAGCUGCCCAAGCAGUUGUUUGGGGAAAGCAAUACAGUGGUGGCGCCACAUGAGGUAGUGCAGCCUGCAAAAGGUGGGAGGGAUUUGCUGAGAUUGUUCAAGGAGUUGAAGCAGUCGGUUGCUAAUGAUUGGGCUGGCACAAAACCCCCAGUGGUUGAGGAAGAUAAAGAAUUCUUGGAGAAGAAAGAAUGGAUUCAUGAUCUUGAGCAGCAACUCAGCAAUGCAUCUCAGCAGGCUGAAGGGAUCGUUAAAGCUCAGCAAGAUAUGGGAGAAACAAUGGGAGAGUUAGGAUUAGCUUUUAUCAAACUGACCAAGUUUGAGAAUGAGGAAGCUAUGUUCAACUCUCAAAGAGUACGGGCUGCUGACAUGAAGGCUUUGGCAACUGCUGCUGUCAAAGCAAGCAGAUUCUAUCGAGAAUUGAAUGCUCAGACAGUGAAGCAUUUGGAUACGCUUCAUGAAUAUCUUGGCCUGAUGCUAGCUGUCCAUGGUGCGUUUUCAGAUCGGUCAAGUGCUUUAUUGACAGUGCAGACUCUCCUUUCAGAAUUAUCUUCAUUGAAUUCAAGGAUUGAAAAACUUGAAGCUGCAUCAUCAAAGAUAUUUGGUGGUGACAAGUCCAGGAUUCGCAAGAUAGAGGAGUUGAAAGAAACCAUUAGGGCAACUGAAGAUGCUAAAAAUGUUGCCAUUAGAGAAUAUGAGCGUAUUAAGGAAAAUAACAAGAUAGAGCUUGAAAGACUUGAUGUAGAAAGGCGUGCCGAUUUCUUGAACAUGUUGAAGGGAUUUGUAGUUAAUCAGGUGGGAUAUGCUGAAAAAAUCUCUAACGUGUGGGCAAAGGUCGCGGAGGAGACCAGUGGAUAUGCAAGAGAGAGCAUCUAAAUGCUUGGAUGUAUAUUCAAAUCCUCACAACUUUGCCCUGUUCUCAUAUGUUCUUGCUGUUUACCACUUCUAGAUGGCAUUACAUUUAGUAAUAUAACAAAGAAUAUGGAGCACUUUGAUAGUUCUAGAAAUUUUCACUUUCAGUUGUAUCUUUUAGAAAAGUUGGUCACAGCCUCUGAAAACUUUGAUUUGAUUCUGUAAAUUGCAUGUUUCUUGAUUUUGAUAUAGGUGGCAAAUGAUGGAAUCAACUGUUCAAUUGCUUGACAUUAUAACUUGAAUUGAGUGUACUUUCCUCUUUGAAUUUGGAAUGAAUUUUUGUAAGUUUC